CAGAUUGACGGUGACAGAGGGGGAACCUUGGACCUGUUCUUGGUAGGAAGACUGAUCACAGUGAGUUGUGAAAAUGCCAGUUAUUAAUGUAGAUGAUUUGACAGACAAGGAUAAAGCAAAAAUGGAGGUCGAUCAGCUUAAAAUUGAAGUGAAGCUGGAGAGAGCUCUGGUAUCAAAAUGCUGUGAGGAGGUCAGAGAUUACAUUCAAGCUGGAGCAGAAGAGGAUCCUCUUGUCAAGGGCAUUCCUGAAGAGAAAAACCCAUUCAAAGAGAAAGGCGGGUGUGUAAUUUCCUGAACUGGACAGUAGACAAGUCGUCCUCCUGCAGCUUAGCCACUCCAGCAUUCAUAGCAUGUAGAAUUAGGUUUUCUGGACUGAAAAUGAAAGGUGUGGGACGUUGAAAACAUCUACUAUCCCCAAGACCUGCUUCAGAGUAUGAAUUCCCACUGUACUUUCCCUGCAAAGCGAGAUAAUAAAUAAAAUAAUUGUCUACAAGGAUUGUCAGAGCUUUAUUUGAGUGUUUUCCCUCUUGGGCAAGUCUGUAGU
Messenger RNA from Brienomyrus brachyistius, 544 nucleotides. It is a transcript of the gene gngt1, whose product is annotated as guanine nucleotide binding protein (G protein), gamma transducing activity polypeptide 1. Lineage: Eukaryota; Metazoa; Chordata; Actinopteri; Osteoglossiformes; Mormyridae. Gene Ontology annotation, cellular component: heterotrimeric G-protein complex. Gene Ontology annotation, molecular function: G-protein beta-subunit binding. Bases 74 to 295 code for a protein of 73 amino acids. Gene Ontology annotation, biological process: G protein-coupled receptor signaling pathway. The record is from RefSeq and is a predicted model, not a curated record. The transcript is spliced from 3 exons.